This is a messenger RNA of Populus trichocarpa (black cottonwood), 519 nucleotides long. RefSeq names its product gibberellin 20-oxidase-like protein. The coding region runs from base 1 to 519 and encodes 172 amino acids. The transcript is spliced from 2 exons. The record is from RefSeq and is a predicted model, not a curated record. Gene Ontology annotation, molecular function: dioxygenase activity. NCBI's taxonomy places the organism in Eukaryota, Viridiplantae, Streptophyta, Magnoliopsida, Malpighiales, Salicaceae.
AUGCAUGAAUCCCAGACUUCUAUAGAACUUCCUGUUUUUGAUAUCUCUCGGACCUUAAAUCCAUCCUGCCUCUCCUCCCUUUCUCUAGCCUGCAAAGAAUGGGAUUUCUUCCAUAUAACCAACCGUGGAGUUUCGAAAGAUGUUUACAGGAAACUCUAUUCCCUUUCAAAUCAUAUCUUCAGCCUGCCUUAUGAGUCCAAAGUCAAGGUAGGUCCAUCAUCACGGGUAAAAACCUACACCCCUCCUUUUAAUGCAUCUCCAUUCUUCGAAAGUCUUCGUGUUUCCGGACCAGAUUUCACUACUUCGGCACAAAGUUCUACAGCAAUUCUCCCUGACCAUUCAAACCCUGAAUUCAGUGAGACAGUUGAAGAAUAUGGGGCCAAAAUGUCAGAGCUUUCGAGAAGAAUAGUGAAGGCGGUGCUAAUGAGCAUGAGGGGUGAUUUUGCAAAGAAGUUUUAUGAAUCUGAUUUUAAAAGCUGUCAUGGAUACAUGAGAAUAAACAACUAUUCAUCAUCAUAA